Molecule: messenger RNA, 1252 nt
Organism: Marasmius oreades (fairy-ring Marasmius)
Lineage: Eukaryota; Fungi; Basidiomycota; Agaricomycetes; Agaricales; Marasmiaceae
Exons: 3
Coding region: 5-1252 (415 amino acids)
Biological process (GO): carnitine biosynthetic process
Cellular component (GO): mitochondrion
Molecular function (GO): oxidoreductase activity
Source: RefSeq, a predicted model, not a curated record
AUCCAUGACAUUAACGAUACGACUAUCUUCAUAUCUCUCCAGAGCAGCCUCCACAGGUUUCAAAAGACCUCUACCUCGAACACGGACGUGGUCUUCAUUCACAAUGGGAGACCAGGAUCUCACGAUCGACACACUGCACACCUCAUUUCCCUACGCCUGGCUUCGUGAUUCAUGUCAAGGAAAGGAAUGCGUUCACCCAGCUACCACACAGAAAUUACACCAGACUUCGGAUAUAUCGCCUGAUGUCAAACCCAUUAUUGUGAGUCUGGAAGGUGAAAAGGGCAUCAAUAUCGAAUGGGAAGACGGGCAUAAAUCAUUUUUUGAAAGAGAGUUCUUGGAGAGACAUUCGUCGCCAAAGGGAUUAAACGAGUUUCAUAAGGAUAUUUCUCAGAAAUUUUGGGAUAAGGAUCAGAUUUCUCAGUCUAAAGAUUUGUUCAUACCGUAUGAGGAAUUGAAGGCACCAGCGGGGUUAUUGAAGGCUAUGAACCAGCUUCGGCAGUAUGGGUUGCUCUUUGUCCGAGCCGUCCCUAAUGAAGUGACGGAUCACCAGAACUGUGAACUUCGUCAGCUUGCUUCUCUAUUCAGUGAUAUACGACCUACAUUCUACGGCGAGGUCUGGGAUGUUCAAAACAAAAAUAGUGAGAAUAUUGCUUAUACCAAUCUAAACCUUGGGUUCCACAUGGAUCUUCUAUACUUCUCAAAUCCACCUCGCUACCAAAUCCUCCAUUGCAUACGCAACAAAGUAGAGGGCGGGACGUCCUUGUUUGCCGAUGCUUUCAACGCGGCAUACCAACUCAGAAAGAUCAAUACCCAGUUUUUCGACGUCCUCUCGAAAACACCGGUAUCUUUCCAAUAUGUAUUUGGCGAACGACAUUACCACCAACUUCAUCCCACCAUCCAGCUAUCGCCUACAAACAGCUCCCACGUCGAAUAUAUCAACUACAGUCCACCGUUCCAAGGACCAUUACUACUAUCGACACCGAUCAUGUUUUACCAUGCAUUGCAAAGAUAUGAUCAAGCACUACAGGAUUCACAAAAUGUGUAUCAUUAUACAUUGUGCGAGGGCGAUGCGGUUUUGUUCGACAAUCGAAGAGUAUUGCAUGCGAGAACUGCUUUCAAGGAUCCAGUUGUACAGCAGAGAGAAACUGUUAACCGGUGGUUAAUGGGCUGCUAUUUUGAAGGUGACGAAAUGUGGGACAGGGCAAGAGCACUCGGAAGGCGGCUCGACGAAAAGCCUUCGAUUGUUCCUUGA